Molecule: messenger RNA, 4529 nt
Organism: Clupea harengus (Atlantic herring)
Lineage: Eukaryota; Metazoa; Chordata; Actinopteri; Clupeiformes; Clupeidae
Gene: nfe2l1a
Product: nfe2 like bZIP transcription factor 1a
Biological process (GO): regulation of transcription by RNA polymerase II
Cellular component (GO): nucleus
Molecular function (GO): DNA-binding transcription factor activity, RNA polymerase II-specific; RNA polymerase II cis-regulatory region sequence-specific DNA binding
Source: RefSeq, a predicted model, not a curated record
ACGUUAAGACAACUUUUUUCGUCACUUCAGUUUUUGACCCUAAUACGCCACGACAUUACGCUCUAGACAGCUCCCAAAUGUCCAUUUUGGAAAUCAAAAUAGAAACCUAGGGGUUACUUGAACUUCUAAACAGUUCAUCCGCACAGACUGCCAUAGUGCAUUGUCUGCCACCUGUUGAACAGUUGCGGGGCUAAGCCAUCACGCUGACCAAUAGCACAGCGGAGCCGGCACGACCAGUUCCGCAUGGCAGUACGCGCAGCGAACAAUAAGCGAAUGCACCCGAAAGAGGUUAGGUUUAGUAUUGUGCAACAUAUUACACGUUGCCUGUUGUGAAGGCUGUGUUGUUGCCGGUGGAAAAAAGUAAAACUCGUCGCGGCACAUUGGGAGGAGACUGUGAUGAUUCGCCGGCAGCUUGGGAGUUUAUAAAUGCAAUUACCCAACAGGGUGCAGUCAGUGCAGUUCAUACAGUUGUCGUUAACCCACACAAAGACGAGUGAUGGGAUGUCCGCUGAGGCACAGUGGAGAGACAUGAGAAGAAUCACGUGUUGACGGGAAGAGUUUUUUUUUCUUUUUUCUUUUCUUAUCCUUAAUCAUUUCCCCAUACAAAACAAUCAAUAUUUUGAUCACAUCUGUAUCUGUAUCUUAGUCAUAAAAACCUUGUGCAAAGACACAGGCAAUAUUUAGGUCUAAGACCUAUUUUACACACUAGUCUUCAAAAAUAAAACCAAAACAAAAUCUGCAAAUUCGUGGUCAGGGUGUUGGGGUCUUUUCCCCAGCUGACAACAGCAUGUACUUAAAGAAGUACCUGACCGAGGGUCUAAUUCAGGUGGCCAUCCUGCUUAGCUUAAGCGGCAUGAGGGUGGAUGUGGAUCCAUACCUGCCCCCUCUGCAGGAGAUCAUCCUGGGCCAGAGCUCUGCCCUGACGCAGACGCAGUUCCACAACCUUCGCAACUCCCUGGAGGGUCAGGACCAACACCCUAAGAGUGUGGACCUGGAUGGCUUCUUCACCGCCCGCAGGCUCCUCGGCUGGGUGCGUUCCCUGGAUCGCCUGCAGCUGCCCACCACAGAGCUGGAGGCCUGGCUGGUUCACCAGGAGCCUGAGCCCCUGAAGCCAGUGUCCGUGCAGGGUGGGCAGAUGGAGGGGGACAGUGGGCUGGACGACGAUGGCGAUCUCUCGGGCCUGGGCCUCAGAAUGGAAGGAGGUGAAGAAGGUGGUGGUGGUGGGAUUGGAGAGCUGGGCUACGGACAAGUUGCUAUUGACAACAACACCGUCCGGGGUGCUGUAGAUCCACUCCCGAGAGGUGAACAGCAGGACAACAGUGACAACAUCAGCAAAGAGGAUGGUGAUGUUUUAAACUUCCUGUGGCAACAGGAAGCAGAUCCGGGUCAGCAAUCAGAAGGCCCGGGUUACGGAAACCACCGGCAACCACUGGAGCCUCUUCUGAGUUCUUUUGAUGAUGAUGAUAGGUUCCGUGCUGACGUUUGGACAGCUGGAAGGCAUUAUCACUCCCAUGGGGACCCUCCGUUUGGGGCCGAUGUGCAGCAGCAUCCUGACCCAGAGCUGUUGGGACUGGAUGAAGAGGUCUCAUUUUCUGCCGGGAGGCCCCUCCUGUCCCCCCUCAUCUCCCCGGGGGAUCCUUCAAUGGACCUGGAGCAGCAGUGGCAGGAUCUCCUUGCCAUCAUGGAGCCCCAGGAUAUGGAUUUGGUUGCGCCAGCGCUGAAUUUACCUGUCAGCAAUGUCGAACAAGCAGUGGCCAUUGGGUCAAUUAAUGGCUUGCUUCAUCAAGAUGUCAGCCUGCACCAAGCCUCUGUGCCCAGAGUACACGAGGAUGCCAUGGGGGGACUCUCCCAUUUGGAUGCUGCCCCGACACCAACACAACACCACUCUUCCAGCAAUCCUUCCGACGGCACCUUUAGUUUUGGUUCUCAUGAUGGCGCUGCCAACGGCGAUUCAGACCUGGUUGAUUCUGCUCUGCUCAUUAACCUACUAGAGGAGCCGGCCUUGGCAAGUCCUCUUAGACCCCUGCUGGAGGAAUCCAUGUUGGACGAGAUUAGUUUAAUGGACCUGGCCCUGGAGGAAGGCAUCAAUCCCUCUGAGAUGUGCCAGCUCGAGGAACACCUCGAGGACUCUGACUCGGGACUCUCCUUGAACUUCAGCCACAGCCCGGCCUCACCGAGUGGCUCUGAGGCUUCCUGCUCUUCCUCCUCUUCCUCCUCUUCAUCCUCCUCCCUGUCAUCCACAGGGUCCUUUUCGGAAGAAGGGGCUGUUGGGUACGAUCCCGAGUACGAAGACAUGGAAGACUCUGCGGAGGGUGCUUUUGGAGGCUAUGCUGCAGAGACCAGGAAAGUGUGCGGGGCGAGCUACGUGGAGCCCAGCCGCUUUCAACACCUCCCCUGGCUAGACAGCGUCAGCCACGAUCACACCUACAACCAGCCGCUGUCCAGAAAUCCAGAGAAACCCGAAAAAGGCUGUUUUGAGGAAUCACCGGAGGUUGUGGUCAAGGAUACAUUUAUGGGUCGUGACGACCGCAGAGCCCGUGCGAUGAGGGUCCCCUUCUCGACCGAUCACAUCAUCAACCUCCCCGUGGAGGAGUUCAACAUGCUCCUCACCAGGCACAAGCUGAGUGAAGCCCAGCUCACCCUCGUCCGGGACAUCCGUCGGCGGGGGAAAAACAAGAUGGCAGCACAGAACUGCCGCAGGAGAAAGCUGGACGUCGUUGUCGGACUGGAGCACAACGUCGACGGGCUUCGGCUCCGACGGGCCCGCUUGCUCCGGGAAAAAGCCGAGAUGUACCGUUCAGUCCGGGAGAUGAAGCAGCGCCUCAGCAGUCUCUACGAGGAUGUGUUCUCCAGGCUGAGGGACGGCGAGGGCAGGCCGUACUCUGAUCAGGAAUACUCGCUUCAGUUUAACGCAGACGGCCGUGUGGUGCUUACCUCCAACCACACAAGCACGGAGUCCAGAUGCAAGUCCAGCAAGAAACAGAAGGACAAGAGGAAGUGAGUGGCUGGAAGUGAAAUCCAUAAAGAUUUUUUUUUUCUCUGACUCAGAUACUGGAGCGAGAAGCUUCUCUUACAUCUCCGUGAAGGUGGUUCUUCCCAGUGUCAACUGUUCUUGGUGAAAGGUGAAAAAGAAGUUUAAAAAAAAAAAAAAAUGUGUUGUAACUAUCAGGCUGCAUUCAUUUGAACAGGAUGGGAACAAUAUAGGAUCAGUUAGAGAGUACAACUCGCUGGCAAUCAACAUCAUGGGUGCAAAACUGUUGUCAAGAACCACUGAAAACACUGUCCAGCAAGGGCAGAACCAGGAACACUGAAGCAAUAGGACCGCAGCACACACUCAAACACACAACACAGACCUCUGAGUAAAAGACACAUUUGUUUGUCUGCUGACUGGACACCAAAGAACCUUGAAAUGAAGACGGCAAGGGAAAAAAAUACAGUUUUGCAGUGAAAUCAUCACCAUGGGUAUUCAAGGAGUAAUGGAAUCUGCCAGAAUGAUCACCAGAUGCACAAUGAGAUACUUGACAUGUUUUGUUACAUGUUUGUUGACUUGUAUAACAAACGUGUUGUAGUGGAAGUAAGGAGGGUAUUUCAAAACCUUCAAGAGGGAUAUUUAAAAUGCAGUAUCAAUGAGUAAUGGCCUAUUUGUCUUGUAGCUAUGUGUGGAGUUAUGUGGAAAAUGUGCCUUAUUCAGAAAGACUUUUCCAAUGAGUGUGACAACCCCAAACUAUAGACUUGGUUAUUUUUGUCAACGCCUUUAGCUUUGUUGUGCAGUUCCCCUCUGUGUAUUUACUGAAACUGGUUUAGAGUUAUGUCAGCUUUAUGGUUUGGGCAAGUCAUGUGACCAGGAAAAAAACAAAAAGUGAAAAAGAGAUAUAUGGGGAAUUUGUAAAGGUUCAAUACCUUGUUUUUGCUGUCAGGUUUGUGCUUUUAGACCUACAAUAAUUAUACAAUUCUGAAGGUAUGGUAAAAAGACAGUAUUGCAUAGCAUUCAUGUGCAUUGCAUGCCUCUUGUAUGCAUCUCCAGUCUUACAGACUUUUCAUUGUUUUCGGUUACAUUUGUCCUGGCAUUAUCCCGGAAAAACAUACACAAACAGAACACAACACACUAAAAACAAACAGGAGGCAUACAAUGCGCAGGAAUAUAUUAUCUUUUCAUUGUUCCUUUAUCAUUUAAGUUGGUAUAAAGAGAUGUUUGUACAGGGUGAUGCAAGGUGUGAGAAACGGAUCAUUGGUCAUUCAGCUUUUCACCAGCAAAGCAUUUUUGCCUGGAAAACUGAUCUACAUACUUAUUAAAAAUAAUGGUUCCGAGCAUAUACAUGCUGCCUUAAAAUUCAAAGUUCAGAGACAAGUAGUACCAUUAGGAAGCUUUGCACAGGCCCUCAAAGCUCCUAAAGAUAGUUUUGACUUGUAUGUCAAAACAAGACAAUAUUUUGAUCAUGUAGAUAUCAAGGUAGGACAAAAACACUGACAAUACUAAUAUUAUGUAGUAUUUCUGAAUCACUCAAGUAUAAAAUUGUUUUGUAACAGCC